Aureobasidium pullulans EXF-150 is the source of this 726-nucleotide messenger RNA. Its product is annotated as NAD(P)-binding protein. Bases 1 to 726 code for a protein of 241 amino acids. Lineage: Eukaryota; Fungi; Ascomycota; Dothideomycetes; Dothideales; Saccotheciaceae. The transcript has a single exon. Gene Ontology annotation, molecular function: oxidoreductase activity, acting on the CH-OH group of donors, NAD or NADP as acceptor. The record is from RefSeq and is a predicted model, not a curated record.
AUGCCAACAAUCCUGAUCUCCGGUGCUGCCUCUGGCUUAGGACGCGCCUUCUUAAAUGCUUACGCCAAUGAGAAGUCCAACACCAUCAUAGCCAUCGACAAGGAGAAUGUUCAACCAUCCGAGUACCAACAGCAUGCAGCCACUAUACAGUCACAUGUUGUCGAUGUGACGGAUGAGGCUUCAAUCAUUUCGCUGGCUACUCUACUGAGCAAAACUCCCAUUGAUCUCUUCAUUCACAGCGUGGGUAUUCGCGGCUUGGUUCCUGCCGUGGAGAAUGCUCAACCCGAGUCCGUUGCUGCGGCAGAGACUUUGCAUGUCAUGGACCUAUCAACUCUCAUGCACACAUUUCAAGUGAAUGCUGCUGCUACUUUUCUCCUACUUCGCUCCCUUCUACCAAACCUAAAGCAAGCGCACAAUGCCAAGGUUGUAAUCAUGUCCUCGCGCAUGGGAAGCAUCGGACACAAUACCACAGGGUCUGCCUACGCAUACCGAGCAAGUAAAGCCGCGCUUAACAGCAUCAUCAAGAGCUUUAGUAUCGAUGUGCCUGAGGUAGUCUUUGUACUUUGCCACCCAGGUCGUGUAGAGUCUAAACUCGUCAAGUACAAAGAAGAAGGUGCUAUCAGUGCGGAAGAGAGUGUUGCUGGCUUAUUCCCACUCGUAGAGAAUUGGAAUAAAAAUGAUAGCGGACAAUUUUAUGAUCGAUUUGGAGAGUCUAUCGUUUGGUAG